UUGUUUGAGAUAGACUAUUCUAAGGUUAGGUUUAGAAUUAGGCUUCUUCCUUUAGGGUAAUUAUUCUUGCACACAAAAAAACGAAAAAAGAGAACAACUGUUAAUAACAAAUAUUACAAAAUUUUAGAGCCCUGCUUGACGUCAUAACAAAUUGGCGCGAAAAAUGUAAAAGCCGCUUUUCAUGCUGCAGAGUCUCCGCCCUUAAAGACGAGUAAAUACCAGAGCCUGGGGUGUCUGGUUUCCAGGGGCUUAAAAGAGCAGCAAGCCCACUUCAGUUCUCCUGCACCAUUAGACAGAGUCAGUGUAUAUGCAUGUGUGUGGUAGUAUUUAAGGGCAAAUAGUUUUCUAAGCUCUGCUAUGCCGGUGUUUGUGGAAAAUCCCACUCAGUUUUCUAAACAGCGCCUGAAGUCAGAGUUAAUUUCGCAUAGUGUGGAGGUACCGCCUGCAGACAGUGCAAAACAGCUUUAUCUGGAGGUUUAUAUGAAGCAUGUGGGGAAUAAAAACAGUGCUGAUUUCUCUAGUGAUGAAGAGGAGCAGGUCCAAGAUGGAAAUGAAGAGGAAGAGAGAGGAGAGGAUUCAGACAUGGUGGACCUGAGCUUACUGACUGAUGAUCAGUUAAAAUGCAAACUGCUCCAGUAUGGAGUCAAAGCUGGACCGAUUGUAGCUAGCACUCGAGCGUUGUAUGAGAGGAAGCUGCACAGGAUGAUGACCCAGCACUCGCAGCACAGUGUCAACAAUAAAGAUGCUGCUGGGAAAUACUCCGAUAGUGAGGAGGAGGAGUCUGGAUCAGAACAACUUGGCCCAGAGAGUGUGUCCCAUACUGAUCCAAGUGUGACACCUAGUACGGUGGGGCUGAACUAUCAGAGCAAAGAAACAUUUUAUCCUCAGUGCUUUGUCCCCCCUGUGAGACAGAUUGAGAACAGGCUGAGUCCUCAGUCAAAGUCAGCAGAGACUGAGAGAAGCUAUAGCCAGACACCAGUGGCAAGCAGGGCACAAUGGCUCAACAAAAGCACAACGAAUGUGUCAUUCUAUCUGACCCCUGAGUGUUCACCUCUUCAGAAACAAACCACCACAAUAAAACCAGCUAUUGAAGCCGUGGCUGAUGUUCUGAUGGAGAUGUUCCCAGACACUGCACUUACUCCAACUGGGAUCACUGCCACCAAGAGACGAUCUAUAAAGGGGGCAGCAGGUCGUCCUGUGCAGUUCAAAUACCCAGAAACCCUGCUGAGUCCUACCACACUGGAGAGACGGGAGAUCCAGCAGCGUCUGGUUCCUCUGUGGGUGCAGAUUGCCGUCUUCCUUUUGGUGGCUGCUCUCCUAUACUUCAUUUACAUAUCGAUGGAAGAGCCGCUGGAGAAUCCUUUCGGCGCAUUGCUAAAUGGCCUGAGUAAGGAGCCAAGCAGCGAUGACCUUGCACUUGUCCCUAACUCUCAGGACACACACACCUGAGACAGGGUUUAUUAUGGAUUGGACUUACUUGCAUAGAAUUUCAUAGUAAUAGCGGUUGCAGAAUUCUCUCAGUUUAAGUCAAAUACACCUAGAUGUAUAUGGUUUGAUCUGUUCUUAUAUUUACUUGUAUAGGCUUUUACCUUUAUGGAAGUUUUCUACUGUUCACUUAAGCAGAAUCAGUCAAAUGAACUGGUGAAGUGUUGGAUGGAGAGCCACAGGGACCCAUGUCUAACCCACAGGAGUACUGUACGUUCAGUUGUUUUUAUUCCAUUGUGCAAUUAUUGUUGUUGAAUAAAUAAAUGGAUGAAUAUGUCCGAG
Pangasianodon hypophthalmus (striped catfish) is the source of this 1767-nucleotide messenger RNA. RefSeq names its product LEM domain containing 1 (gene lemd1). Bases 358 to 1449 code for a protein of 363 amino acids. The record is from RefSeq and is a predicted model, not a curated record. Gene Ontology annotation, molecular function: DNA binding. The transcript is spliced from 10 exons. Lineage: Eukaryota; Metazoa; Chordata; Actinopteri; Siluriformes; Pangasiidae.